GUAACCUUUGACGAACUGAGGAAAUCACAGAGAGCUGUUAACGCCUGCAUGAACCUGUACAUACGCUUACUUGCUCUUAACAAUGACCAAGAGCCGCCAUUAAUACAGGUCCAGGACGGAUCACAUGUGGUAAACCACAGUCUGAACUACGAGCCGCUGCACCAGUGGAAGAUCAAGGUGUUGCGAGCCAACGACUCAAGCACACACGCCGCCAUCACCCUCCUCUCUGACCUGUUCCACUGUCGGCUUGAGCGGCACCAGGACCAGGUGGCCUACAUGGCCCAGCAACACUGGUACCUGCGCUGGAACACCCGCCUCGCCUCCCGCUGCCGCCACCCACACCAAGAUCACCAACAACAGCCGCCAGCCGGCCAGCAGGAGUCGCAGCCGCUGCUGAGUCACCGUCAGGAUGAGGAGAGGUCUUCCUGCUCCAAUGUUACCCUGGUCAGCAAGGUGUGCCGCGCCUCAAGUCUUCACGUGGCCAAGGUGAGUGACGCGCCUCCACUUCACCCUCGUCACAUCCGCGCCUCGCCUCCACCUCACCCUCGUCACAUCCGCGCCUCGCCUCCACCUCACCCUCGUCACAUCCGCGCCUCGCCUCCACCUCACCCUCGUCACAUCCGCGCCUCGCCUCCACCUCACCCUCGUCACAUCCGCGCUUCGCCUCCACCUCACCCUCGUCACAUCCGCGCCUCGCCUCCACCUCACCCUCGUCACAUCCGCGCCUCGCCUCCACCUCACCCUCGUCACAUCCGCGCCUCGCCUCCACCUCACCCUCGUCACAUCCGCGCCUCGCCUCCACCUCACCCUCGUCACAUCCGCGCCUCGCCUCCACCUCACCCUCGUCACAUCCGCGCCUCGCCUCUACCUCUCCCUCCUCACACCCGCGCCUCGCCUCUAGCCUGUCCUCUUAAAAA
Procambarus clarkii (red swamp crayfish) is the source of this 917-nucleotide messenger RNA. Lineage: Eukaryota; Metazoa; Arthropoda; Malacostraca; Decapoda; Cambaridae. The record is from RefSeq and is a predicted model, not a curated record.